Penicillium brasilianum is the source of this 1101-nucleotide messenger RNA. The record is from the annotation of a GenBank genome assembly. NCBI's taxonomy places the organism in Eukaryota, Fungi, Ascomycota, Eurotiomycetes, Eurotiales, Aspergillaceae.
CAAUUAUACUAGCCCCAUAUACUAGAAACCCAAAGUGAGCACGCGAGCCUUUACCAAAGCCUUGAAUACCGAAAAAGUAUAACCCGACGGAUCAAUCACCCCGCAGUCGAUCGCUUCGAUUCGAGAAAGCAUGGUAAAGGAUGUUCGAAAGACCCCAAACUUUCCACGGGCAAUCAAACCCCAUCCAAUCAAAUGGCGGGCUGAUGACACCAAUAUCAUCCAUGUGACCAAAAGCUGCGCUAGUGUGUUUAAUGGAGCCAAUCACAUCCGCAGAAUAUUCCAGCAACGGCGGGAAUCCGGGGCUAAAAGUGCCUGCCUGCAAUACGAACAACCCUCUCAGCAAAGCUGGGAAAUAACCAAACAGAUCAUCCUAAUCUUUUAUCUUUGACCUUUCAUAACGUUUCCUUGGGCAUAUUGCAGAUCCUUCAAUCCCGGAAAUGGCAGAUACCACUCUCAAAGAGGUCCCUUGGCACGCGGCGUAUCCCGCCCCAAAGUCUGUCGUGGCAUCGUUACCCCGCCAUGAACUUCUGCAAUGGUUCCGUGACGGGAAGAAGGCCGGAAAGGACUUUGUGCUUGUGGACGUGCGGCGUACUGAUUUUGAGGGUGGCACUAUUCGUGGCUCGAUCAAUCUGCCAGCACACAGUCUUUACCCGACGUUACCAGCAGUGUAUGCGCUUCUAUCGAGUAGUGGAGUGAAGCACGUUAUCUGGUACUGCGGAUCUUGCAAUGGACGAGGCCCGCGUACGGCAAACUGGUUUGCAGACUACCUGGCGCAAGAACAAGACACGACUAUGCAGAGCUUGAUUCUGGAAGGCGGGAUUAAAGGCUGGGCUGCAGCUGGGCCGGAGUACACUGAGUUGAUGGAAGAAUAUGAUGCAAAUGUUUGGACUAAGAAGUGAAGCUGCAGGGUGGAUUCCCUGCUAAGAGGAAUGUGUUGUGUGUACAGGACCAUGCUUGUACAUGAUAGUAAACAUGCAUUGGACAUUGAUUGUCUCUGAUAGAAGACCUUACUUACAAAGAUAUCCCUUGAGGAAGAAAACCACCAAUUUCAUGGAGGGGUACAGUGUUGGUGUCCGGCGGUCAAUAUUGGAAUAGUUCGUG